GCAUUCAGCUUUAAAGUACUCUGGGUCUCAGAUGUCUGGUUAUCAUUCUCUCCAUCGGUAAAGGAGUCUGUCUACUCGGCUCAGGCCCUUUUGAGCACUCUUUCUGCUUUCCCGGGUGUCCCCAAGCAUCAAGGGCGGAGAGGAAUUAGAAAGGAAAGGAAAACCCUUCCUGGUAUAAUGUGUACUAGGUAGGAUAUAAAUAAGCGCUUUCCUCUCUGGGAAAUAACAUUUUGUCAAGAAAAUAAAUCUGAAGAGGCUGGGACCUGGGGGGCUAGGAGGGAGUGGCCAGGAGGAAGGGAAUCAGUAGAGGUAACCAAGAAAAUUGCCAGGUAGAUGAGCAUGGGCUGAGGAUGAAGCAAUGAAGAGCCAGUAUAAAAGUAAGGAACACUCAGCCCGAGGGGCUUGGCCCAUGUGAACCCCCAAGCACCUCUGCUGAUUUUUACCCAAACCUGAGGUUUGUUUUUUAGGGUGUUAAGUGAAGCCUGGCCAUGGUGGGGAGCAUGAAAAGAACUUUCCUAGUGAAGCCGGAGACACCAGACCAAAAGGAACUAGAAAUAAAUACACACAUUCAUUCACAGUAGGUAAUGGAUGGCAAAGAAUCUGUCCUGAAACUUGGUGCUUAGCAAGUAAACUCCACUGCUGAGAAUUUGGAAUACAAGCCAAGCUUCACACUUUUUUGUUUCAAGUUGAAUAGAAUAAAAUAGGGAUUCAAAACACCUAGGCUGAGAAUUUAAUUUAGAAAUAUCCCAAACUGUUUUGGUGCCCCUUGGGCACCUGGUAAAAGCAAAUACAAAUCCUCUCUGAAAGAGUAAGCUUCAUUUUGAAAGUGAAGUCGUUCAGUCGUGUCCGACUCUUAGCGACCCCAUGGACUGUAGCCUACCAGGCUCCUCUGUCCAUGGGAUUUUCCAGGCAAGAGUACUGGGGUGGCUUGCCAUUUCCUUCUCCAGGGGAUCUUCCUGACCCAAGGAUCGAACCUGUGUCUCACACAUUGUAGGCAGACACUUUGCCAUCAUUUUAGGCCCUAAUAAAUCCCAUAUAUAUAUAUACUAAAAAAUGAAAAAGCAGCUUCACAACCAAAAUUAGCCAAAGACACCAUGACCAAGAACAACAGACAAUGGAAACCAAAGCACACAUUAACAGAUACAGACUUAAAGUGACUAAUACAUUUCCAAACAAAACCUGAAAUAUGUGAAGGGUUAACAGAAUACAAAAAAUGAUCACACAGUUUUGAAGAAAACAAAUAUUUCUAGAGCUUCUAUUUGUUUUCUAUAUAGAGAGGACAGAAUUAAAAGCUUACUGGAUGAGCUUAAUAGUAAAUUGGACCCAACUGAAGAAUUUUCAUGAAUAGCAACCCAGAUUUCAAGGAAUUAUCCAAAAUGCAGAGAGAGGAAUGUAAAAAUGAGUUUAAGAGAUCUGGAAUUGGAAUAAAAUUGUCUGGUAUGCAUCUAACCAUAGUGGCAGGACAAACGGAAAAUGAUGCAGAUGUGAGAUUUAAAUGAUCAAGGCCAAUAAUUUUUUAGAAUUGAUGGAUUACUCAUAAAAUGUAGUGAAAUGAUAUAACAAAAAAGGGUUACUGUGUGACACUGAACUAAACCCUAUACAUUGUUACAAAUUUAAUGCUGAUUUUCUGGGUGGACAUAUAGCAUCAGAUUAAAAACCACUGCUUGAAAUUCUAGCAUGGGAUAGAGGGGAGUGAUUGAUUAUUUACAUGCAUUUUGUAUCUUGUUGUAAUUAACUUAUGUUAAUGUUAAUAUCUAAUGGAUUAUCUUGACUUUCAUACUAUCAGCACAGAAAAAAAUGUUUCAUAUCCCUUCAAUAACAACUUCUUCUUAUCUUUUAUCAAAUUAUUGUGUUAGCUAAAAUCACAAACUAUCCCAUAUUAGACAUGUUAGCAGAUGUCACCAUUUUUUCCUCCUUUUCAUGGAACUAGCUAUGGUAGUUUGUGAUUUAUAAUAAUACAUAUGUAUGUGUGUGAGUAGUCUUUAUUGUAUUGAUGUAAUUUCCUUUUAAUUCUAUUAUGAGUUAUUAGGAGUGAUUUAUGGAUUUUUGGCAUCUGAUGAAAUAUGCUUUUUCUCCUUAAACCUGUUGCAACAAAGUAUACAUAGAUAUUCUAAUGUUAAUCCAUAGUUCUAGGCCAAAUCUUAUUUGGUCAUUUCUUUUCUUUUUUUCCUUUGGCUGUGCUGAGUCUUUCUUGCUGCUCAAAGGCUUUCUCUAGUUGCAGCAAUCGGAGGCUAUUCUUCAUUGUGGCAGGUUGGCUUCUCAUCGCAGUGGCUACUGUUGUUGCAGAGUAUAGGGUCUAGGCUCACGGGCUUCAGUAAUCGUGGCACAUGGGCUUAGUUGCAUUUCAGCAUGUGGGAUCUUCCUGGACCAGGGAUGCAACCCGCCUCUCCCACAGUGGCAAGCGGACUCUUAACCACUGGACCACCAGGAGCAAGUCACUUAAAUCUGGUAUUUAUUCAGAAGGGGAAUUAGGAUCCAUCUUUUGAGGGGUGAGAUAAAGUACAGAGAAGAAAUGAAUGCAAACAGUAACUGAAAAUGAAACUCUGGCCAUAGAAGUUAUGAGUUUCAUCUUCAGAUGCAUGAAGGACCGACAUCCAUUAGGCUAGAGUUGACUCGGAGCAUACAGCCCACAGUAUUUUUAGAGGCUCACGGAUGUAUUUUAUUUUCUUCUAAAAUAAGAAUUAAAAAUGAACUUUUAGGUCGAUGAAAACGUUCUAAUAUAUCAUAAAACUAGAACGAUGAAACCGUUCUGCUAAAGGUGAACCAAUCAGCAAUUGCGAAAGUAGGCCUUCAUUUGCAUAGUGUUGCCUACAAAUUCGGUGGCGAAGACGCCAUUUUAUUUUCUCUCAGGAGAAACUGCGUUCAAAAUGCCGGAACCAGCCAAGUCCGCACCGGCCCCUAAGAAGGGCUCCAAAAAGGCGGUGACCAAGGCGCAGAAGAAGGACGGCAAGAAGCGCAAGCGCAGCCGCAAGGAGAGCUACUCCGUGUACGUGUACAAGGUGCUGAAGCAGGUCCACCCGGACACCGGCAUCUCGUCCAAGGCCAUGGGCAUCAUGAACUCCUUCGUCAACGACAUCUUCGAGCGCAUCGCGGGCGAGGCGUCGCGUCUGGCGCAUUACAACAAGCGCUCGACCAUCACAUCCAGGGAGAUCCAGACGGCCGUGCGCCUGCUGCUGCCCGGGGAGCUGGCCAAACACGCGGUGUCCGAGGGCACCAAGGCCGUCACCAAGUACACCAGCUCCAAGUAGAUAUAUUUGUAGUAACUAUCAAACCCAAAGGCUCUUUUCAGAGCCACCUCAUGUUUUCACUAUCAGAGCUGCGCACGAGUGUGAAUACGAGCCGUUAAAUCAGUGUU
Molecule: messenger RNA, 3355 nt
Organism: Dama dama (fallow deer)
Lineage: Eukaryota; Metazoa; Chordata; Mammalia; Artiodactyla; Cervidae
Product: histone H2B type 1-C/E/F/G/I
Exons: 5
Coding region: 2868-3248 (126 amino acids)
Cellular component (GO): nucleosome
Molecular function (GO): protein heterodimerization activity; DNA binding; structural constituent of chromatin
Source: RefSeq, a predicted model, not a curated record